UCAGAUGUGACAAGGGCUGAGUUUCGUCAUGGCCCUCUAUUUUGACCACCGAAUAGAAGCUCCUGAAUCAGUGGGGUCCCCUUCACACAUUAGCUGGCACCCUGUUCACCCACUUCUGGCAGUUGCCUCCGUCAACUCAACCUCCGGUGGCCAUGUGGAUUUGUAUCUGGAGCAAGGGGAGCAUGUGUCUGAUGUGCGUGUUGAACGGUCAUUCCGAGUCACUUGCCUGUGCUGGCACCCCACAAGGCCCAUCCUGGCGGUCGGCUGGGAGACGGGAGAGGUAACCAUGAUCAAUAAGCGGGACAAGGAGCAGCACAUGGUCCCCCCUACACACACAGCUGACGUCAGCAUUCUCAGCUGGAGCACCAAUGGAAACUGCCUCGUGUCGGGGGACAAGCUUGGGGUUGCACUCUUGUGGAGGCUGGACCAGAGGGGUCGUGCCCAAGGGCCUGCCCUGCUGAAGCUUGAAUACGGGAAGCAGCUCACACAGUGCAUCUUCUGGCUUCCCCCUCCAGGAGAGGACCUCGUUCAGCUGGCCAAGGCAGCUGUGAGUGGUGAUGAGAAAGCCCUGGACAUGUUUAACUGGAGGAAAAGUGACUUCAGAAGUUUCCUGAAGAUGGGCUCCCAGGAGGCCUUGUCCUUCUUUGUGAGCUUGGUAGAUGGGACGGUGCACUAUGUGGACGAGAAGGGCAAGAGCACACGCGUGGCGGCCGCGGACAGCACUGUGCACACACUCUUCUAUAUGGACAAGAGAGAAGCGCUGGUGGUGGUCACCGAGAACCUGAUGCUGUCGCUCUACAUGGUGACCCCAGAGGGCCAAGUGGAGGAAGUGAUGAAGGUGAAGCUGAGUGGGAAAACAGGGUUCCAGGCAGACAUCGCUUUGAUUGAGGACAGCCUACUCGUGACUGCCAUUGGGGAGUCUGUGCUCAGAUUCUGGGACUUGGAACAUGGCGAGAACUACGUGCUGAGUCUACAGGAGAAGUUUGGCUUUGAGAAGGGAGAAAAUAUAAACUGUGUUUCGUACUGCAAAGCCAAAGGUCUUCUGGCAGCAGGCACUGAUAAAGGACGGGUGGCCAUGUGGAGCAAAGUGCCAGGUGUCCUGAGCACUCAGGGAGUAGAAAGCAGGUGGAGCCUCCAGACCUUGACUGAGCUGGAAGGGAACAUCACGCAGAUGAAGUGGGGCUCAAGGAAGAACCUGCUGGCAGUCAACAACGCCCUCUCUGUGGUCAUCCUCAGUGGACAGGCCAUGUCCUCGCACUUCCACCAGAAGGUGGCCGUGGUGCAGGUGGCCCCAAGUUUGCUCAGCGUGUCGUUCCUGUCCUCAGGAGUAACACACAGCCUGCGCACCGACAUGCACGUCAGUGGGGUGUUUGCCACCAAGGAUGCUGUUGCUGUCUGGAAUGGAAAGCAAGUACUGAUCUUUGAGCCUUCUGGGACCUCUUUACGAAAUGCAGGCACCUUCCUGUGCGAGUCUCCAGUGCUGGCCAUGCAUGAAGAAAGUGUUUAUACCGUGGAGCCAAACCGAGUACAGGUUCGAACGUGGCAGGGGACAGUGAAGCAGCUGUUGCUCUUCUCCCAGACUGAGGGAAAUCCGUGCUACCUGGACAUCUGCGGCAAUUUUCUGGUCGUGGGGACAGACUCAGCCCACUUUAAAAGUUUUGAUCUUUCCAGAAGGGAGGCAAAGGCUCACAGUGACUGCAAGUACCUGGGUGAGCUGGUCCCAGGUGCAGGCGGCUUGACGUCACUCCGAUGCAGUACCAGCGGUAGCAAGAUCAGCAUCCUUCUCCACAAGGCUGACAAUAGCCCUGACUCCAGAAUCUGUUUCUAUGAUGUUGAUAUGGACACGGUGAUGAUCUUGGACUUCAGAACAGGACAGCUGGAACAGAGGGAGGCACUGGCUUUCCAGGGCCAAGAGGCGAAGAAGACACAGGUCUUUGGAGAUGACCAACUGCUGAACCUUCUACCCCUGAACCACUUCUGGGAUCAGAGCGAGCCGAGACUUUUCGUGUGCGAGGCACUGCGGGAGACACCUGAAGCCCUGCUGCAGACUGAGGACACCCCAGGCUUCAAGGCUGAGGUGCUGGUCCUGUCCUUCUUCGUUUCUGAAGAGCAUGGUCUCCUGCUUCAAGACAGCUUCUCCCGGCCCCCCACCUUCCAGGCUCUACUCGGGGUUCAAGUGCCCUAUUAUUACUUCACGAAGCAGCCCGGCGAAGCUGACUAUCAAGAGGACCGAGGGAUCUCGGGGCCACACCAUGUGCCCCAGAUGGUGGGCAAGAGGCCCCUGCGGGAUUUUGUGGGGCUGGAGGACUGCGACAAGGCCACUCAGGAUGCCAUGCUCAACUUUAGUUUCUUCGUCACGGUGGGAGACAUGGACGAAGCCUUCAGGUCCAUCAAGCUCAUCAAAAGCAAGGCAGUAUGGGAGAACAUGGCACGCAUGUGCGUGAAGACCCAGCGGCUGGACGUGGCGAAAGUGUGCCUGGGGAACAUGGGUCAUGCUCGAGGCGCCCGAGCACUGCGCGAGGCUGAACGUGAGCCAGAGCUGGAGGCCCGAGUGGCCACAUUGGCCAUUCAACUGGGCAUGCUGGAAGAUGCAGAGCAGCUGUACAAGAAGUGCCAGCGCUAUGACCUACUCAACAAGCUGUAUCAGGCGUCUGACCAGUGGCAAAAAGCUGUAGAAGUAGCAGAGCUGCAGGACCGUGUGCACCUACGCACCACCUACUACAGCUAUGCGCAGCACCUGGAGAACAGUGCCAACCGCAGCCGGGCCCUCAGCUACUACGAGAAGUCUGAUACCCACCGCUUCGAGGUGCCACGGAUGCUCUCAGAGGACCUGCAGGCCCUGGCGCUCUACAUCGACAAGAUGAAGGACAAGGCCCUGUGGCGGUGGUGGGCACAGUAUCUGGAGAGCCGGGCAGAGAUGGAUGCCGCACUGCAAUACUAUGGUUUGGCCCAGGACUACUUCUCCCUGGUCCGUAUCUACUGCUUUCAGGGCGACAUCCAGAAGGCAGCCGAAAUCGCCAACAAGACUGGGAAUUGGGCCGCCUCGUACCACCUAGCCCGGCAGUAUGAAAGCCAGGAUGAGGUGCGGCAGGCUGUGCACUUCUACACGCGCGCACAGGCCUUCAAUAAUGCCAUUCGCCUCUGCAAGGAGAAUGGCUUGGAUGACCAGCUCAUGAAUUUGGCCCUGCUCAGCUCCCCUGAAGAUAUGAUUGAGGCCGCGCGCUACUAUGAGGAGAAGGGCGAGCAGUUGGACAGAGCCGUGAUGCUGUACCACAAGGCCGGCCACUUUUCCAAGGCCCUGGAGCUGGCCUUCGCCUCUCAGCAGCUCGGAGCCCUGCAGCUUAUUGCCGAGGAUCUGAAUGAAAACUCGGACCCUGCUCUCCUGGCCCGCUGCUCUGACUUCUUCCUGGAGCAUGGCCAGUACGAGAAGGCCGUGGGGCUGCUGCUGGCCGCCAAGAAGUACCAUGAGGCCCUGCAGCUGUGCCUGGAGCAGAACAUGACCAUCACCGAGGAGAUGGCUGAGAAGAUGACAGUGCCCAAGGAGUCCGGCAACAUGUCUGAGGCUGCGCGGCUUGAGCUUCUGGAGCAGAUCGCCAGCUGCUGUAUGCGCCAGGGCAGCUACCACCUGGCCACCAAGAAGUACACACAGGCCGGGAACAAGCUGAAGGCCAUGAGGGCGCUGCUUAAGUCUGGGGACACAGAGAAAAUCAUGUUCUUUGCUGGUGUCUCGCGGCAGAAGGAGAUCUACAUCAUGGCCGCCAACUACCUGCAGUCACUGGACUGGCGCAAGGAACCAGAGAUCAUGAAGAACAUCAUCAGCUUCUACACCAAGGGCCGUGCCCUGGACCUACUGGCCGGCUUCUAUGAUGCCUGUGCACAGGUGGAAAUCGAUGAGUACCAGAACUACGACAAGGCGCACGGCGCUCUCAUUGAGGCCUACAAGUGCAUGUCCAUGUCCAAGGCCAAGAACCCCCUGGAUCAGGAGGCCAAGCUGGCGCAGCUACAGAACAAGAUGGCAUUGGUGAAGCGUUUCCUCCAGGCCCGCAGGAUAUACGCAGACGACCCCAAGGAGUCAGCCCGGCAGUGUGAGCUGCUUCUAGAGGAGCCUGAGCUGGAUGGCAGUGUCCGCGCUGGUGAUGUUUACAGCUUCCUGGUGGAGCACUGCUUGCAGAGUGGCAACUUCCAGGCGGCCUACAGGUAUCUGGAGGAGAUGCGAAAACGGCUGCCUGCAUCCAGCAUGUCCUAUUACGUCAGCCAGCGCACAGUGGACGCCGUACACCAGGGCCUGGGCCUCCCACCUGCCCAUGCCCCAGCCGAGCGUGUCCGCUACAAUAGCAUGGAGGACUCCAGAGAUGUGGCCGAGGAAGUGCUGGAGGAGGUAGACAGUGGCCCCUGAAGCUACAGCCUGCCUGUGGCCAGAAGGCUCUUCUAGAACAUUCCAAGUGGAAUGAAUGGUAGCUGCCAGGGCUAAACAUGGCAGUUGAGAGGAAAUGGACAGCCAGGGCAAGCCCAGCAGCAGGGGCCGUGGGCACUGGUAAGACCCCACUCCAGCCCCAACCUAGUAGACGCAAGCCCGGAGAGGAAUGCCCACAGAGAGGGAGGGGACCUGCACACCCAUCAAUGUCUGACACCCCAAUAAAGUGCAG
Suncus etruscus (white-toothed pygmy shrew) is the source of this 4646-nucleotide messenger RNA. It is a transcript of the gene IFT140, whose product is annotated as intraflagellar transport 140. The transcript is spliced from 29 exons. Gene Ontology annotation, molecular function: protein binding. NCBI's taxonomy places the organism in Eukaryota, Metazoa, Chordata, Mammalia, Eulipotyphla, Soricidae. The coding region runs from base 29 to 4396 and encodes 1455 amino acids. Gene Ontology annotation, cellular component: intraciliary transport particle A; ciliary basal body; axoneme. The record is from RefSeq and is a predicted model, not a curated record. Gene Ontology annotation, biological process: intraciliary retrograde transport.